Molecule: messenger RNA, 1026 nt
Organism: Dictyostelium purpureum
Lineage: Eukaryota; Evosea; Eumycetozoa; Dictyosteliales; Dictyosteliaceae
Exons: 2
Biological process (GO): double-strand break repair via nonhomologous end joining; interstrand cross-link repair; protection from non-homologous end joining at telomere
Molecular function (GO): 5'-3' DNA exonuclease activity; damaged DNA binding
Source: RefSeq, a predicted model, not a curated record
CCAUCUUAUAAGGUUUUACAUGGCACGAAAUUUUUAGUUGAUGGAUUUCAAUACAAAUCUGAAGACUAUAAACAUUAUUUUUUAACUCAUUUCCAUUCAGAUCAUUAUACUGGUAUUACAAAAACAUGGGCAUUUGGUAAUAUAUAUUGCACUGAAGAGACUGGUAGAUUGGUAUCACACAAGCUUGGGGUCGAUAAAAAGUAUAUUAAAGGUAUUUCGUUUAACAAAACAUUUGAAGUCGAAGGUGUAAAGGUAACAUUUUUAGAUGCAAAUCAUUGUCCUGGUUCUGCAAUCGUUUUAUUUGAAGUAAAGAUGCCCAAUGGUGAAAUUGAAAAUAUAUUGCAUACUGGUGAUUUCCGAUAUCAUCCAUCAAUGAAGCAGUAUCCUCAUUUAGAAGGCAAAGAAAUCUCAAAACUAUAUUUAGACAAUACCUUUUGCAAUCCAGAAUAUACAUUUCCGCCACAGCACGAGAUCAUUAAACAGGUUAAAGAUAUUGUAAGAAAAGAAAAUAAUGGAAAAACUUUAUUCCUAUUUGGUACGUAUGUAAUUGGUAAAGAAAAGAUCUUACUAGAAGUUUCAAAACAAGAAGGCAAGCCAAUAGGUGUUACAAAAGAAAAAUUUGAAAUCUUAAACUGUUUAGACUCCAUAGACCAAACCAAAUUUACUUUAGAUUUAACUUGUACACCAUUUCGUGCGGUUUCAAUGGGUCUGCUGGGUUUCCAAUCAAUGAUGAAUUUAUUAGAAGAAUCAAAUGGAAAGUAUACAAAGGUUAUAGGAUUUAGGCCAACAGGUUGGAGUCAGUCAAAGAAAUCGAUUACCUAUCAAAAUAGAGGUCCAACUGUUUUUUAUAGUGUAGCAUAUAGUGAACAUAGUAGCUUUAAUGAGUUAAGAGAUUGUAUCGAUCAAUUAAGACCAAAAGAAAUUAUACCAACUGUUGAUUGUGAUACUCCCUAUAAAGUUUCUGUAAGUUUAAAAUUAAUAAAUAUAAAAACUAAUAAUAAAUUUCUAACAUUUUUUUUUUUUUAA